AUGUCAAGAUCCAUUUAUUCAAAAAUAGCUGAAAAGAGAGCCAAUUUAGAAUUAUUAAGAGAAUUUAAAGAAUUAACCAAUGAAUUGUUAGCUGAAUUGGAAUUUAUUGGGUCGAAUUUAGAAGUUGUUCAGGAUGGUACUAGUUCUGUUGCUAUUGUUUUAUCAAAUUGGCAAAACGUUAUACAAAAUAUUCAAUUGGCAAGUCUUGGAUUAAUAAAACAACAACAAUCAGGUGAGAAAUAUCCUGAACCUUUGGUACGAAUUAAUUUGAAUAAUGAUGGUGAGAAUGAUAAAUCACAAGAAGAUAUUGAACAACAUGAAAAUGAAGAAGAUGAUGAAGAAGAAGAAGAGGUGUCUGAAAAUGAAACAUGA
Molecule: messenger RNA, 372 nt
Organism: Insectozyma verbasci
Lineage: Eukaryota; Fungi; Ascomycota; Pichiomycetes; Serinales; Debaryomycetaceae
Source: the annotation of a GenBank genome assembly